AUGUCAUUCACACCUCGUCCAUUCCUCUUCCCCACUCGUACCCCUUCCUGGUUCCUCGGUCACAUGGUUCGUUCCCUUCGCGCCUUACCUGCUCUCUUGGAAGAUAUCGACUUAGUCAUAGAAGCUCGUGAUGCACGUUUAGCACUCACUUCUAUCAACCCGACUUUUGACAACAUACUCGCUAAAGCUUGGGGAAGUAGGAAAGGGAAAGAAAGAGCGGAUGAGAGGGAGAAGGUGGUAGUUUAUACCAAGAGGGAUUUAGCGGAGGGCAGAUUCGAAGUGCCUUUGAUCAAAGCUUUCAAGAGUCAUAUGAACCAACAAGUCUUCUUCGCCGACACGAGAUCAGACGCAGAUGUCAAAUCUAUCCUCCGUCAUGCAAUAGAUUUUGCCAAGGGGAGAGAAGAGGGGUUAAAGGUGUUGGUAGUCGGGAUGCCUAAUGUAGGAAAGAGUUCUUUACUCAACGCUUUACGAAGAGUAGGAAUGCAUAAAGGAAAAGCAUUUCGAACAGGUGCAGAAGCAGGUAUAACACGUCGAUUAACAGGGACAGUCAAGAUAUUCGAAUCCCCUUUAGUCUACGUAUACGAUACACCUGGAGUUAUGAUACCUUAUCUUGGUCAUGGUAUCAUAGGAGCGGAAAGAGGUUUAAAACUUGCUCUAACAGCGGGUAUAAAAGAAGGAUUGUUCGAACGUGAUGUCAUGGUAGAUUAUUUAUUAUGGAGGAUGAAUAUCAAAUUGACUCAACAACAACAUUUACCUCUUGAUCAAAGGGAUCCUACAUACCUCGAUUUAUUACCAUUACCACUAACGUUCACCCAACCUACCGAAGAUCCACAGACAUUACUCUCUGCUUUAGCUCAGAGAUUAGGAGCAUUGAGAAAAGGUGGUGAACCGGAUUUAGAAGCUUCAGCUACGUAUCUUAUCAGAGCUUUCAGAGAGGGUAAAUUGGGUCCUUGGACAUUAGACGAUCUG
Molecule: messenger RNA, 969 nt
Organism: Tremella mesenterica DSM 1558
Lineage: Eukaryota; Fungi; Basidiomycota; Tremellomycetes; Tremellales; Tremellaceae
Exons: 6
Cellular component (GO): mitochondrion
Molecular function (GO): GTPase activity; GTP binding
Source: RefSeq, a predicted model, not a curated record